This is a messenger RNA of Adineta ricciae, 852 nucleotides long. The record is from the annotation of a GenBank genome assembly. Lineage: Eukaryota; Metazoa; Rotifera; Eurotatoria; Adinetida; Adinetidae.
AUGAUUAAUGCAUAUGGACUGAAUGGAAUGGGUUAUGAGGCAAUUCAACUCUAUCAUCGAAUGCCAGAGGAAAUGAGAAAUGAAAAAUCACAUGUUUGUGUGUUGAAUGCUUGUUCACAUUCUGGUCUCGUCAAUGAAUGUCGUUCAAUUUUCAGAACAAUUCCAAAUAAAAGCAAUUAUAUUUAUACAACAAUAAUAGAUUGUUUAAGUCGUUCAUUUUUCUUUGAUGAAGCAAUGCAGUUGAUCGAAGAGUUCGAGCGCCACCAAUCUCCUUAUCUACCGAUGUACAUGUCCUUGUUGUCAGGUGCUCGCAAUCGGAACGAUGUUUCUCUUGCACGACAAAUAACUCAGCGAAUAAAACAACUGGAUCAUGUUAGCGACGACUGUCUCUCAUCGGCUUCUGUGCUUUUCGAAAUGAACCAAUCAGGCAUUGGGAAAAAAGUGGGUCUAUCCUGGACAGAAGUCAACGGUGAAAUUGUGGAAUUUCGUGUCAAAGAUCGAAGACAUCCACGAACAAAAGAGAUCUACGAUGAACUUCAUCGAAUUGAAAAAGAACUCAUUGAACAUGGCCACAAGUUCGAUGCCAGUUGGAUAACACGUGAAAUGAUGCCCGAUGAAACUGUCGCAUCCAUUCUCAACAGUCACAGUGAACGAUUGGCACUUGCAUAUCAUUUCAUUCAGCGACCAGUUCCAUCACACAUUCAGAUCGUAAAGAAUCUUCGCAUUUGUGGUGAUUGUCAUGGUGCAAUUAAGCUGAUCAGUAAAAUCCGUCGAUGUGAAAUUAUUAUUCGUGAUGCAAAUCGUAUUCAUCAUUUCUCAGAUGGGAAAUGUUCAUGUAACGAUCAUUUCUAA